AUGUAUAUCACUACUAUUUGCCCUUCAUAUCUGAUCUUUGUCGCACUUAUCACGACUUUCAUUCAUUCGGCGACUUCACAUCCUGUUCAAACCAGCGAAGUGGUCAAGCCAGGCCAAUACCAGGAUCCCAAUUCCCGUGGACUAUGGAAAGUCCUCGAGAAUGAUGAACAUCGUCCAUUGUCUGACCCAGCACGCGCCAACCAUGAUUAUAACCCAACAUGGCGAACUACCAACCAUGACAGCGAAUCAACAACGAAGGAACAUCCAGAUCACACCUAUACAAAGGAGAUUUUCUCAAUAGGAAACCCAGAUGUCCGGGUCUUGGUACCCGCAUUGCCUCACAAAAUUCCCAAGAAAACGCACAAACAAUACACCGAGCAUAUGAAAGAAAAGUCGGAACAUAAAUCAGAGCUUGAAGAGAGCACAAUCAAUGCGAUUGCCGCCGAUAAACAAAAUCGUUACAACGAGAUUCUCAGAUAUAUGCAUGCUAAAAACGCUGCCAGCCAUGAGAACAGCGAAAAGACGCCUGCAUACAUCUCGCUUUCUUCCUCGUCAGGACGCUCAGUCUCCAUCUUUAGCUACCGCUUCUGGAUCCCGACUCUGGGACUCAAAACGGCGAGAUUCCCCCAGCAUUCGCUUCCGGUUACCACGGUGAUUAUUCUCUUGGUAAUGGUGUGGAUCGCCAUCUUUAUCAUUGGGGUGGUGGAACUAUGCAAUUACGUAUGGAGUCGGUGGGUCCAAAACGCUGUUGGCAGUGGAAAUGGAGAGGAAGAGCAAAAUGUGGAAUUGGAUGAGUUGAUGAAGAUGCCAUUGAGAGUUGUUGCUAUUCCAAGUGAGGCAACUCAUGUUCGAUCCUUGAUCGAGCAUGAAUACGAGUUCUUGAAUUCUGUGUCAAGUGAAACUGAGUCAGAUUCAGAAGGAUCUGAUGAGGAUGAUUAUCGGAUAUUCUAG
Penicillium soppii is the source of this 951-nucleotide messenger RNA. RefSeq lists its product as uncharacterized. The transcript is spliced from 2 exons. Lineage: Eukaryota; Fungi; Ascomycota; Eurotiomycetes; Eurotiales; Aspergillaceae. The coding region runs from base 1 to 951 and encodes 316 amino acids. The record is from RefSeq and is a predicted model, not a curated record.